ACGAGAGAAACGCGGGGAAAAACGAAGGAAGCAGAAAGGAAAGAGGGUUUGGGAUGGGGGUUUAGAAACAGAUAAACUCGCCACUCUCACUCACUGAGUCGCACAGCGAGUCAGCCACAGAGCAAAAACCAUGAGAAUCCUCCAAUCCAUUACUGGUCAGUGUCGGCCGGCGCUGCGAGCUCUGGGACGGCGGUACUUUGCGGCUGCGGCGGCGACGACGGAGGAAUACGCGAAGAGGAACUACGCCAACAACGUGUCGGAGUACAACAGCGUGUUCAAUUCCCUCACUGCUCAGAGGAAGCAUUUCCUGCUGAGGGAUGCGUAUGAGGAUAUGAUGCUCGACGGCGUCCAGCCUGACCAGGACAGCUUCCGGUCGCUCAUACUGGGCACCCUCAAAGGCUCGAGCUUGCAGGACGCUUUCUUCUUCGCUGACCAGAUGAAAUCCAUGGGCUUGGCCCCUGAUGUUAAUAUGUACAACAUAUUGAUCACAUUGUGUGGGAAGUGUAAGCACUCUGAUCGAGCGAUUCAGAUUUUGGAAGACAUGAAGAACUAUGAAGUGUCACCCAAGGUACAGACCUACAUGUGUCUGCUCAAUGCGUGCGCAGCUACUGGCCGAUUAGAUCGAGUGUAUGCAAUUGUCCGUGACAUGACUGCUGCUGGUCUUGGGCUAAACAGGUUCUGCUACGCUGGACUUGUAACUGCACUUAGGAACAAAACCCCUUUACCAGAUGAUUUUGGCACCAAAAUUAUAGAGUUUGUUGAGCAAUCAAAAGAGUGGUCAUCGGUUGAAGGAUCAAGUAUGACUGCUGAAAAUGUGAUGAUGGGUGUGACAGAAGAAGAGUUGUAUAAUAUGCCAACUGCUGAAUAUUCUCAUAGGGGUGGGUUUCUGAAUAGGCAACUAACUGUGUAUCAUGCUGCAUUCCAUGCUUGCGCAGACCUCAGGAAUGUAGAGGUGAUGGAAGCUCUUCAGGAGAUGCUAGCGAAGGAAGGAAAAAGUCCCGAUCUGUUUAUUGUGUUGCAAAUAAUGAGGUGUUAUCUACACUCAGGGGACAUUGACCGUGGUAUUCAAACUUUUGAAGACUAUAUGAAGUCAGGAAAGCCUCCUGUUGUAGAACUAUAUACGAUGCUUGUGGAGGGAGCCAUGAUUGGAUAUACUCCCAAGGGAAUGAAAAUUGCCGAAGAAACACUGGUGAAUAUGAAUUCCCGGAGCUUUUUCUUAAGUCCAAAAAUGGGGAGUGAUCUUCUCCUUCAAGCUGCUGGUGACGAGACUGGAGGUUAUAGUGUUGCCAACUAUAUCUGGGACCUGAUGGAAGCGCGUAAAAUAGUUCCUCAAUUCCUUUCCGUAGAAGCAUAUUACAAGGGAUUAAAAAAACGUGAGAUUCCUGAAGAUGAUCCACGACUGCAACAUGUUACAAGGACAUACAAUGACCUUCGCGCCAGAAGGGGGCCUGGACGAGCUAUUAGAUAAACAAUGACGAAAGUUGCUCCGAGGAGGAGCUAUUUCAUGGACUUCUACUUGUAGUGACAUUAUUGCUGCUUCAAAGGAAAUGAGCAUCGUUUUGUCCUGGUAUCGGAGGCUCGGGGUACCAUACGGCGUACGCCGGGUUACAUCGGGCAUAUCUUUUUGAAAUUUUUUUGUUUACCAAAACAAUGAUCUAAGUUAAUUUUUUUCUGGAUGCGUCAAGGAUGUUGUGAAUAAUGAUUUUUUUUUCUUCCUGCAAUUUUACUUGUUGCCCGUGAAUGGGAAAUAGACUAGUAAUAAUUGAGCUGAAAACUUGCCAUUUGGCACUAGAAUUUAAAGGUAUUUCCAGUUAUUUAUUCCUCUUUAUUUGUAAGUCGGAAUUAUCAAGUUCAAUUUUCAUAACUGGCGAGUUUGAGGUCAAUUA
Malus domestica (apple) is the source of this 1886-nucleotide messenger RNA. RefSeq names its product pentatricopeptide repeat-containing protein At4g35850, mitochondrial-like. Lineage: Eukaryota; Viridiplantae; Streptophyta; Magnoliopsida; Rosales; Rosaceae. The record is from RefSeq and is a predicted model, not a curated record. Gene Ontology annotation, molecular function: protein binding. Gene Ontology annotation, cellular component: mitochondrion.